UUCAUAGCAGGACCAGCAAGGUUGAAAAACGAAUAAAGGCUGUAUACUGUGUUCGUGUAACCGUACGAACAUACAUAUGUUGAACAUCUAAAUGGCAUGUAUUUUGUUUUUGUAAUUUGACGUUGAGGAUCCAAAAGCAGGCAAUCAUAUGACGGCAAUAAUUCACCUUUUAUGAAUUCAUGAAUUCACCCUGCGAAUGUUUUUGUUUACUAUUUCUUGUUCUUUGAUGUCAGACGAAAGCAUUUUUGCAGUGCACGUGUUAAGGGAUUUAUAAAUAAAUUUUUCUAAUUCCGUUGAUUAGUAUUUUAUAAGAAAUAAAAAAACAUUUGAAGUUAUGGGCAAUAAUAAAAAGUUCAACCAGAACGACAAAGGUGUUAAAAGAAAACGGAAGUUUCAAGGAACCGCUGGAGAGGAUGAUCCUGAGUUUGACUUAAAGAAAAAACAUUUAGAAACAACACAUUUACGCGCUUUGGAAAAACGCUUAAUAAUUGUAUUGGAAGGUGCACAGCUGGAGACAGUAAAGGUUGGCAGAGUUUUUGAGCUGCUAAAUUGUGAUGAUCAUCAAAAUAUUAUGCGCAAAAACAAUCGUGAUCCUGGCAAAUGCCGACCUGACAUAACACAUCAAUGUUUGUUAAUGCUUUUCGAUUCACCGUUAAACCGCGCCGGGUUGCUACAGGUGUACGUUCGCACCGAGAAGAAUGUGCUUAUCGAAAUCAAUCCACAAACACGUAUACCACGUACCUUCAAACGAUUUGCUGGUUUAAUGGUGCAACUGCUUCACAAAUUCUCUGUACGUGCCACAGAUACUUCCGCCAUGUUGAUGAAGGUGAUAAAGAAUCCCAUAACGGAUCAUCUGCCUGUGGGGUGUAAGAAGUAUGCAAUGUCUUUUUCGGGUAAGCUUGUCGCUAACCCUCGCGAAUUGGUGCCUAGAGUACAGGAUAAUGGCAUCAACACAGACGAGCUCGCUGAGGAACCCAUUGUUUUGAUUGUGGGCGCUUUUGCGCAUGGUGUCCUGAAUCCCGACUAUUCUGAGGGGUUAUUUUCGAUCAGUAACUAUCCACUAUCGGCUGCUAUUGCUUGCAGCAAAUUAUGCAGUGCCUUUGAAGAAGUUUGGAAUGUUGUAUAAAAUGAUAUUAGUUUAUAAUCCUUUAUUUAAAUGAGUUUACUUAGAUAUUAAGUAAAAUAAAAAGAAAUUUUAAAAACUGCAA
Messenger RNA from Ceratitis capitata (Mediterranean fruit fly), 1208 nucleotides. RefSeq names its product ribosomal RNA small subunit methyltransferase NEP1. The transcript is spliced from 2 exons. Bases 335 to 1126 code for a protein of 263 amino acids. Gene Ontology annotation, molecular function: rRNA binding; rRNA (pseudouridine) methyltransferase activity. Lineage: Eukaryota; Metazoa; Arthropoda; Insecta; Diptera; Tephritidae. Gene Ontology annotation, cellular component: nucleolus; small-subunit processome. The record is from RefSeq and is a predicted model, not a curated record. Gene Ontology annotation, biological process: rRNA base methylation.